AUGGCUGCAGCAGAACUGAUGAAGUUCUACUUUAUGGAGAGCAGAAGAGAGGCAUCAUAUAUUGCUGUGACGAGUGCCCUAAAAGCCCAUACAACAUUUGCCCUCUCGCCAGAGGAGCAGCGCUGUCAAGCAGAAACCAGCAGAAAGAAAAGACACAAAAAUACUCUCAUUUGCUUUGGCAUUUCUAGCUUUUCAUUUUUUAUAGCACUGGCAAUUAUCUUGGGAAUAUCUUCAAAAUAUGCACCAGAUGAGAAUUGUCCAGAUCAGAACCCUCGGCUUCAGAAUUGGAACCCUGGACAAGAUCCUGGAAAGAGAGUUAUCAUCAAAAAUGGGGAUUUGUUUCGUCUGAAUUUGGAUGCUACAGUGCACUCUAUAGUCAUACAGGAUGGAGGAUUGCUUGUCUUUGGUGAUGAUAAAGAUGGAUCCAGACAUAUCACUUUGAGAACUCGCUUUAUCCUGAUAAAGGAUGGUGGAGCGCUUCAUAUUGGAGCACAGAACUGUCGCUAUAAAUCGAAAGCAACUAUAAUCUUGUAUGGCAAAUCAGAUGAAGGUGAUCAUGUGCCAACAUUUGGCAAAAAGUUUAUUGGUGUUGGCUCUGAUGGAACACUGGAAUUGCAUGGGACUCAGAAGUUAUCAUGGACUUUGCUAUCAAAGACUAUGUAUUCCUCAGGGCUGGCCUCUGGUUCUUAUGCAUUUGAAAGGAAUUUUUCCCGAGGGCUAAAUGUGAGAGUGAUUGACCAGGACACAGCACAAGUUUUGGUUGUUGAUAAGUUUGAUACCCAUGAAUAUCAAAACGAAAGCAGGAGACUUCAGGAUUUUUUAAAAGGUCAGGAUCCUGGCCGCAUUGUUGCUAUUGCUGUGGGAGAUUCAGCUGCUAAAAAUCUCCUGGACGAAACCAGAUUCACUAUUCAAAAUCUUCUGGGAAGUAAGCUUGUCAAAGGAUUGAGUUACAGGCAAGCCUGGGCUUUAGUUGGUGUUAUAGGUGGUGGAAAUUCUUCCUGUAAUGAAUCUGUGAGAGACUAUGAAAAUCACAGCACUGGGGGAAAAGCUCUUGCUCAAAGAGAAUUUUUCACAGUGGAUGGUCAGAAGUUUGCUGUGAGAGCUUUUAGUGAAUGGAAUGAAGGUGUCCCACGUUCAGGUUUCCAGGUAGAGGCUAUAGAUGGAGUGAUACUAGAUCUGUUGGAGGAUGUUAGUAAGUGGGAGCCUGAAGACCAGAUUGUAGUUGCAAGCACCGACUAUUCAAUGUACCAAGCAGAGGAAUUCACUCUCCUUCCCUGUCCAGAGUGUAGCAGAUAUCAGGUCAAAGUCAAAGAAAAUCCCCAGUUCCUUCAUAUGGGAGAUGUCAUUGAUGGAGUGGACAUGAGGGCAGAGGUUGGAGUUCUCACUAGGAAUAUCCUAAUCAAGGGAGAGACAGAAAAGUCCUGCUAUGCUGGCAAUCAGUGUCAAUACUUCAAUUACGAUACAUUCGGUGGACAAAUCAAGAUUUUGAAGAAUUUCACAUCUGUUCAUCUCUCCCAUGUGGAACUGAGACAAAUGGGCCAGCAACUAAUAGGAAGUUACCCUGUUCACUUCCACCGCUGUGGGGAUGUGGAUGAGAAAGGAGGUUAUAGCUUCAGGACUUAUCUGGAAGGCCUUUCCAUUCAUCAUUGUUUCUCCAGAUGUGUGACAAUUCAUGCAACUAAUGGCUUGUUGAUAAAGGACAGCAUUGGUUAUGACACACUAGGCCACUGUUUCUUCAUAGAGGAUGGCAUUGAACAGAGGAAUAUUCUGUUCCACAACCUUGGACUAGUCACCAAACCAGGCACUCUUCUUCCCACAGACAGGAAUAGCACCAUGUGUAUGGCCAUUAAGGAUAAAGUGUAUGGAAAUUAUGUUCCAGUGCCAGCCACAGACUGCAUGGCUGUUUCAACAUUCUGGAUUGCUCAUCCCAACAAUCAUCUUAUAAAUAAUGCAGCGGCAGGCUCACAGGAUGCUGGAAUAUGGUAUUUGUUCCACAAGAAUUCAACAGGAGAUUCUCAUGGUUUAUACCCUGAAACCAAAGCAGAGCUUACACCAUUAGGCAUCUUCUAUAACAACAGAGUUCAUUCUAAUUUUAAGGCUGGCUUAUUUAUUGAUAAAGGUGUAAAAACCACCAAUGCUAGUGCUGAGGAUCCAAGGGAAUAUCUUUGUCUGGACAACAAUGCGAGGUUUCGACCUCAUCAAGAUGCUGACCCUGAGAAACCCCGAGUUGCUGCUCUGAUUGACAGACUAAUUGCUUUUAAAAACAAUGAUCAUGGGUCUUGGGUCAGAGGAGGGGACAUCAUCAUUCGGAACUCUGGUGACGGAAGCUUCCCAAAAGAUGAAGCCUCCAGCCAGGAAAUAUCAGAAUCUUUGUUUGUUGGCGAGAGCAGGAAUUAUGGCUUUCACGGUGGCCAAAACAAAUACUCAGGAACUGGAGGAAUAGACAACAAAAAUCGCACUCUGCCUAGAAAUCGGACAUUUCCAAUCAGAGGUUUUCAGAUUUAUGAUGGACCCAUUCAUCUUACCAAAUGCACAUUCAAAAACUUUGUGCCGACUGUUGAUAGAUACAUCAGUGCAAUUGGAUUCCUAUUGAAAAACCCUUGGCAGUUGACACCUAAAAACAACAUUUCUCUCAUUAAGUUUGAUACAAAUGUUUCUCUGAAAGUCUUCUUUGGUAAACCUGGUCCCUGGUUUGAAGACAGUGAGCUGGAUGGUGACAAGAACUCAAUAUUCCAUGAUGUAGAUGGUUCUGUGACUGAAUACAAGGACACUUGCGUUGGUAGAAUGGAUAAUUUCCUGAUCCGACAUCCAAAAUGCAUUAAUGUUACACAGUGGAAUGGUGUGGUUUGCAGUGGGACCUAUGCACAGUUCUACAUCCAGACAAGGAACCCACAGAACCUUACUAUGACCAUAGUACGAGACGAAUACCCAUUCAGCCCUAUGGCACUCCGAGGUAUUUACCAGCGAGCUGACUUUCAACAGUACCAGCCUGUAAUAAUGCUUCAGAAGGGCUAUACGAUACAUUGGAAUGGACAAGCUCCCCAAAGCACUUCUCUUUAUCUCAUUAACUUUAACAGGAAUGACUGGAUUCGGGUUGGACUCUGUUAUCCAUCAAGCACAAUUUUUCAAGUAACAUUUGAUGUCGUUCAAAAGCAGACAUCUGCUUUCUAUAGUGUGGAGGACUAUACAUCAGUAACUUCGAUGAUGGAGCUGCAGAAAAAUCGAUCAGAGAAGAAGUUUUAUUUUGACAACAGCACUGGAUUGCUGUUUUUAUAUCUUCAAGCCAAAUACAAUAGGGAUGGUCACAGUUAUUGUUCAGCUCAGGGAUGUGAAAGGGUCAAGAUUCAGGCCACUGUUCCAUCAAAAGAGAUCAGUAACUGCAUGACAAAAGCUUAUCCAAAGUACUACCAAGCACCAACUGUUCUACAGCCAAUGCCAGCCAAAACUACUGCACAGUGUAAAAAUUGUGGCACAACUCAGAUGGCAUUUACCAGUGAUCCUCACAAAACCUACCUCCUUGUGCAGAUUCAGUCACUCAGCAAAGUAGAAUUACAAAGUAGUCUUCCAUCUUUUAUCUCUGUCAAUGGAAAUAAGUUUCCCUUCAAAGAUGUGGGUGUAUUUACCCUAGUAGUUGAUGCCUGUGUUGGCACUGUGACAGAAAAAAAAUUUUUUUUUCUUCAAGCAAACAUUAAAAGCAUAGACGAAUAUUUAAAAACUGGAAUUCCACAAAGGUCAAUAGUUUUACUAAGCACAAGCGGUGAUAUAAGAAACCUUAAUAUUUCGGAAGCCUUAAUGUCCCUGGGAACAGCCAAACCAGCUCAUCUUCAAAACAAGGGGAGCAUAGCCUUUCUUGGCUUCAGAGGAAACUUUAAACCUUCCUGGGCUAAGCUAUUUACCAGUCCUGCUGGGCAGGGCCUAGGUCAGAUAGAAAAGUUUAUACCUUUACAAAUGGAAGAGUAUGGCUGCACCAGAGUGAGCUCUAGCAAACGGAAAGACAUGGAACUUUUAAAGCAAGCUUCAAGAGCACAUUAG
This is a messenger RNA of Emys orbicularis (European pond turtle), 4032 nucleotides long. Its product is annotated as inactive cell surface hyaluronidase CEMIP2-like. The coding region runs from base 1 to 4032 and encodes 1343 amino acids. NCBI's taxonomy places the organism in Eukaryota, Metazoa, Chordata, Testudines, Emydidae. The record is from RefSeq and is a predicted model, not a curated record. The transcript has 3 exons.